This is a messenger RNA of Thrips palmi, 1606 nucleotides long. RefSeq names its product pleiotropic regulator 1 (gene Tango4). The transcript has 10 exons. Gene Ontology annotation, biological process: mRNA splicing, via spliceosome. Bases 152 to 1525 code for a protein of 457 amino acids. The record is from RefSeq and is a predicted model, not a curated record. Lineage: Eukaryota; Metazoa; Arthropoda; Insecta; Thysanoptera; Thripidae. Gene Ontology annotation, molecular function: protein binding. Gene Ontology annotation, cellular component: Prp19 complex; catalytic step 2 spliceosome; precatalytic spliceosome.
AGUGUUUUUUUCAGUAUUUCAUGUUGGUACCACUGUUGGCACACCACAGCCUUUUGUUUGUUGUGACGCCGCUGCCGGUGAAGGAAAGAACGCACCGAUGUUCAAACGUCAAGUCUAAUUUGUUGUUUUCUAUCGGAAUUCUUCUAUUAAAAUGAUGGAGGACGUCCAGAGGCAUUCCGUUCACACAUUAGUUUUCCGCUCGUUAAAAAGAACACACGAUGUAUUCAUCAGCAACCAAGGCAUGUUGCCACCAGUUGAUGAGAAAGCAGAAACUUUACGGAAGGCUGUUAAAGCCAGAGAUACCUAUGGCCUAGUGAUGGACCGAGUAAAACAAAAUGCCCUUAAACCUCAGCCGCCAAUGAUAACAAAUGGCACCACAGAGAAACAACCUUUAGCUAUCACAGAUGGAAGUAUUCCUGGUGACAUUGUCAAUAUGCCAGUCUCUGGAGCUAUGCCUGGGACAUUGGCAGUAUCCUCAACACCAUCAGGAGGCCCAGGUACACAAGCUCUCGCUCCCCGUAAGGCCCCUACUAUGCCAAAGCCCAAAUGGCACCCUCCAUGGAAGCUGUAUCGUGUCAUUUCUGGGCACUUGGGUUGGGUUCGUUGUGUUGCUGUUGAACCAGGUAAUGAGUGGUUUGCAACAGGAUCCAAUGACAGAGUAAUCAAGAUUUGGGACUUGGCAAGUGGACGCUUGAAAGUGUCUUUGACUGGUCACAUCAGCAAUGUCCGUGGCUUGGCAGUCAGCUCACGACAUCCAUAUUUGUUCAGUUGUGGAGAAGAUAAAAUGGUGAAAUGUUGGGACUUAGAGUACAACAAGGUCAUCCGUCAAUACCAUGGCCACUUAAGUGCAGUCUAUUCACUUGCACUCCAUCCAACAAUUGAUGUUUUGAUAACUGCAGGACGUGAUACCACAGCAAGAGUGUGGGAUAUGAGGACUAAAGCUAAUGUCCACACUUUAGUAGGCCAUACAAACACUAUAGCCAGUGUUGUCAGCCAAGUAGCUGAGCCUCAGGUUGUGACAGGUAGUCAUGACUGUACUAUUCGGUUGUGGGACUUAGCAGCAGGAAAGUCAAGAUGUACUUUAACAAACCACAAGAAAAGUGUACGCUCUGUUGUAUUCCAUCCUACAUUGUAUAUGUUUGCAUCUGCGUCUCCAGACAACAUUAAGCAAUGGAUGUGUCCUGAAGGAAAGUUCAUCCAGAACUUAUCUGGACAUAACGCAAUUGUAAAUUGCUUGGCCGUGAAUCCUGAGGGAGUUCUAGUCUCUGGCGGUGAUAACGGAACUCUUCACUGUUGGGAUUGGCGAACAGGAUAUAACUUCCAGAGACUACAGGCACCUGUUCAACCUGGAUCAAUGGACAAUGAGUCUGGAAUAUUUGCCAUGAGCUAUGACCAAUCAGGCAGCAGACUUAUUACCUGCGAAGCUGAUAAAACUAUCAAAAUUUACAAAGAAGAUGACACAGCUACUGAGGAAACUCACCCUAUCAACUGGCGCCCUGAAAUUUUGAAGCGAAGAAAAUACUAAAGGAUUUGACUUUGACCUCCUGUUAAUUUUUAUUUGUAAAUGACAAAGAAUCUUAGGAAUUAAAAUUAUUUCAUAGUGUAA